Aspergillus neoniger CBS 115656 is the source of this 774-nucleotide messenger RNA. Its product is annotated as SNARE domain- containing protein. Lineage: Eukaryota; Fungi; Ascomycota; Eurotiomycetes; Eurotiales; Aspergillaceae. The coding region runs from base 167 to 460 and encodes 97 amino acids. The record is from RefSeq and is a predicted model, not a curated record. The transcript is spliced from 3 exons. Gene Ontology annotation, biological process: intra-Golgi vesicle-mediated transport.
GGGACCAUCACCUUCCUUGCCAACAUCAAAAGGAGAACGAACACAACACAGCCCGUAUCGAAGAAGCGAACCUUGCCAUCGAUAUAACGAGAUAUUCCACAUAAUAAUCAACGAGAAACGACUCAGCAUAGUAUCGAGUUAUACGAGAAGCGACACCUGAAGCAAAAUGGCCGACGCCUUCGAACGUGAACAACAAAACAAUGCGCUCCUAAACUCUCUCUCGUCGAAGGUCUCCGCGCUGAAGUCCGUUACCAUUGAUAUCUAUGAUAAUGCGAGGGAUCAGGAUACGUUGGAUCAUUCGAACCAAGUCUUUUCCUCCCUCUCCACGAAUCUGAAAGGUAGCGCGAGUCGCUUAACUCGUAUGGCGCGGCAGGGUGAUACCGUUGCGGUGUUGAAGGUCGCUGGUAUUGUGGUGACGGUUGUGGUGGCGAUUUGGAUUAUCCUGGGGUGGAUUUUCUGAUUCGAUUCGAUUUGAUACUGGAGUGGUGGGUCGGUGGUGAGCAUGAUACUUUUGUAUUGUCUACUGGCUGGCUGGGGGGUAAGUGGUUGGGUAGGAGUUGUUAUCUGGGGGUAUUGACUCGCGGGCGAGUUGAUACUCUUAUCUACUACCUGUCUGCUCACUUACCUGCAUACUUAUUUUAUUUUCUUAAUUACUUAUAGGUCAUAUUAUUAUAUGUUAUUAUAUGGGAAUGGGAGGUGGGUGGUUUGCGUUGUGAUGUGCAUAGCUUGUGUUUUGUUUCUUGUGUUUGAAUAGGGUGGGCAGAUGAAUAGAAC